Molecule: messenger RNA, 1338 nt
Organism: Oppiella nova
Lineage: Eukaryota; Metazoa; Arthropoda; Arachnida; Sarcoptiformes; Oppiidae
Source: the annotation of a GenBank genome assembly
GCAAUGUCUGUAACACUGAAUGACUGAAUGACUGACAAAAUGCCUGCACUUCUGCUCAUUCGCUGCAAUCUCUCUAUUAUUUCAAUACGUUUUACGCUUUCUAUGCAUUAGUCAUACAGUGAGAGAGAGUUGCAGUGAAUGUGAGGUCACGUGACGUACGGUUUGUUGUCAAACAUUGUCUGUGAGAGCGCUUCACUUGAAUGUCACGCAAAGACAUUGAGACCUAUUGUCUGAGCCACCAAUCAGUGCACUCGCAUUCAGCCCUCACUGCCAACACUCACUGCAAACACAUGUCUUCAUCGCAUUCAACACAAUUGUCGUCAUAAUUAGUGGUCAAAAGAGACAAUCAUAUGAUAGCACACCUCAUGAGAGACCUCUUGCAGACUCUUUUGCUAAACGAGUGACUCAUACGUAACAUAUGAUCACUGAUUGCAUACUUCAUCUCAACUAUCACUCACUUGAUCACCGCUAAGAUGUCCACAUCUAUAAGCCUGGGAACAGACCUCAAAGACUACGUUAGCUCAAGAAAUGGCGACAAGUCUUCGUUGACCACAAAUGUCAAGAACCUGUUCAACACAAACAAGGCUAAGGAGUGGUUCUAUCAGCCGCUCAGCACUGAAGACAUUGCCGCCGAUGGGCACCAACUGGACUCCGGCAGUGAUAACAGAACCCCUUCUUCUUCUAAGAGUUGGUUCUCUUCAUUCUCGUUGUCAUCCAAUACUCAAAACGAGUCCAACGACUGCUUACCAUCUCUUACGCGAACUCAACGUAUCAUUGGUUUCAUAGUGUUUGUAAUAAUGGGUUUGUUGUGCUUUACUUUGCACACAUUUCACUCUUUUUUCACAUUUCAGUCGAGUUUUUAUAUUCCGGUUCUUGUAUUCAAAGCCCGAAAGUUCGCCCUUUUGUUCACAUUUGGCUCUCUGUUCAUAGUUUCCAGUUUCUCAGUCUUGUGGGGACCCGUCAGUCACAUGAAGCACCUCUUCUCACAACAGAGGCUUCCCUUUACUCUCACAUACUUUGGCUCAUUAUUCACGACUCUAUACUUCGCACUAAAGGUGCAAAGCACUCCACUGACCGCUAUAUUCGCGUUCAUUCAAGUGAUAGCAUUGCUCUGGUAUGUCAUCAGUUACCUGCCCGGCGGACAAACAGGUCUCAUGUUCUUCACCAAAAUGGCGGCAAAGAGUUUACCCGUUUAGACACCACUGGACCCAUGAUUACCACCCGUUUAGACACCACUCGACCCAUGAUUACCACAGAAUAACUCAAUUGUUAACUAAUUUAUUGCAAACUCUAAUAUAUUUUGUGUACAUUUAAUGUCAUAUAAACCCUAUUUGUCAC